Molecule: messenger RNA, 1317 nt
Organism: Didymodactylos carnosus
Lineage: Eukaryota; Metazoa; Rotifera; Eurotatoria; Philodinida; Philodinidae
Source: the annotation of a GenBank genome assembly
AUGGUUACACGGGCCAGUUUAAAAAAUGAUUGUAUUUCGAAAAUGAUCAACGAUUCAGACAAUAUUCAUACGAAUAAUGAACUCGAUCGUAGUGGUCAGACCGAUGGCACAGUUAAUUCAUUAUCAGUGGCUGUCACCGAACGGAGCGUAAAUACACCCGAUGACAAAGCACUUGGUUCUAUUGGAGAACAAAUUGCUUUACCCGAUGCUAUACUGGUUACCAUCAGUCCAACAACUCUAGCACCUCAACAGGACAAUGCACUUACACUGAGUCCAACCGCUGUUGUCACUAGUGUGACAACUAGGUCACUAGCUUCUGUCGGCGGCAUUACGGCAGUGGCCUUAAGUAAAAUUUUUCGCCUGAAAGAAGCAAUCGACACUUUGGGCUCAUUGCGACUUGGUGGCAAUGUACCGCCGGAAAACUUUGAACGCAUGUUUCGUGAUAUCGAACGGGGUCGUUUGAACACGAACGAAUUGCUCUUGACCGCUGGUAUCGGCCUCGAUGAACAUGGCAGUAUUCCCGUACGGCUUCCGGCAUUUUUGUUGCCUGCAUUAUAUAUCCUUGAGCGUUUAGCCGAUGCAAAACUGAGUUUGCCUAAAUUCAUUGUGUAUCAAGCGACAGAUUUUAUAUGCAUCAAUAACCGACUCAAUCUACAAACUGGAGCGCAAGCUGCUAGAAAUAUGGAAUGUUAUUUGAGCAGGUACGUUGAAAUGUUCCAUCCAAGGAUAAAAUCGCAGCUUAUCUACAGAUUCGGUUUGCCUUAUCAUGAGUGCGAACAAGAAAACGUUGCCACCCUAAAAGAGCGCAUUGAACAAAACGUUCGAUCAAGGCAAAAAAUUUCUGCUACAACGAUCAGCGCUCUGGAGGUUUCAGAAAAGCGUCAUUCCAACGAUUCAGGCAAGUCACUGGUUUACGCAGCAGCCAAUGCACUGUACAGUGGCGCAGAUGCAAGCCUCUAUCCCUUCAAAGAAUAUCUUGACGGUGUCAGCGUUAUUUUACCUUUGGGCGGCAAUGCUGAAAAGACGUUUUUUGAAGUUACGUGCGCCAUUGCCGACGGUCAAAUGAAAAUUUUUCCUUUGCUAACCACGUUAGGUUCACGCCCAACCUACUAUGCCUAUAGUGGUUUGGCUGAUCCUCAAACAACCGCGAGUAUCGCAUCAUUUAUGGGUCAGACCAAGCCAAACGUACAUAUUAAAGCCGAUCUCGAAGCGCUUUUUGCCGAUGGUGCAAGCAUUGAGAAACUUGCAGCGAUCAAAGAGGCGGCUGAGGCACCUUCGAUAGAUAUCUGUAAAGAUUUUAUUAACAAAAAGAUUUAA